Molecule: messenger RNA, 714 nt
Organism: Candidula unifasciata
Lineage: Eukaryota; Metazoa; Mollusca; Gastropoda; Stylommatophora; Geomitridae
Source: the annotation of a GenBank genome assembly
AUGUUCACAGAGAAAGCAUACAGAUUCUGUGGGCCCGACGGACUCUGGGAGAGCAGACAGAGAGGGCACUUCACCAAUGGCACGGGCUUCACCCAGUUCAUGAACUGUUACUCCAGAGAGGCUUGGGAAUACUACGUCCGUUAUAUCAGCAACAAAACCUCUCAGGAGAAAGAGAUGAUGAGGGAGAUGAUCGCCACCUCCCGGACACUAGAAAUUGUUGGCCUCUGCAUCUCCUUGGUUACCACAGUUGUCUCCCUGGUGAUAUUCUGUUAUUUCAGAAGUCUCAGGUGUCACCGGACGAGGAUCCACAAGAACUUGUUCGUGGCCAUGAUUGUGCAGAUCGCCAUGCGGAUCAUCAUGUACGUGGACCAGCUGGUCGCCAAGGAGACGGGACAAGUGCACGGGGCCUCCAGUGGCGACAGCAACACCAUCUACGACACGCCUGUAGUGUGUGAGGUGCUCUACUCUCUGCUGGAGUACACUAAAACCGUCAAGUUCAUGUGGAUGUUCAUAGAAGGUGUCUACUUGCACAAGAUGAUCGCAGUGUCCGUGUUUUCUGGCAAACCUAACUACGUCAUCUUCUACAUUAUGGGCUGGGAUAUCGGUAUCAUAAGUACUACACUAUCUCUGGCAGUUACAAUAGACGACACAUGUCGAUGUCGGUAUUAUGAGUACUACACUAUCUCUGGCAGUUACAAUAGACGACACAUGUCG